Molecule: messenger RNA, 1980 nt
Organism: Chlamydomonas reinhardtii
Lineage: Eukaryota; Viridiplantae; Chlorophyta; Chlorophyceae; Chlamydomonadales; Chlamydomonadaceae
Exons: 4
Coding region: 258-1493 (411 amino acids)
Source: RefSeq, a predicted model, not a curated record
GCCAUGGUGUGUGGCAAUGAAGCGGCAGCGCCGUCGAGAUUCCGCAGAGAUGGGUGCGGCGACCGCUUCAAGAACUCAAGAACUCGACGCUAUCCACCACAGUCGCGCAUAGCUCGCUACUCCAAACACUCUGUAUUUCGCAUAGGCACUCUGGACUACCAACUUUCUGCUAUUUGCACCACUCGCACAUUGCUGAAUGAACGAAAGCAGUAAUUCCCAACGUCGCUCGAGUUUCGUCGUCAGCCGCAGGCUGUGCGAUGGCCGUCGUUGCUCGCGGUCUUCCUGGUCUCACCUUCGGCACCACGCCGCUCUUUGCGAUGGCCAGCACCAAAAGGACCCCGGCUAAGGAGCUGCCGCGCUGCUGGCAGUCUUUUGACCCAUCGCAUCCCACACCAAUCACUUCAGCAAUCAAGGAGGAGGUUCGGAAAGCUGGCGUCCCCGCUGGCCUCCGGGCGGAUUUCUAUUUUGUUGCCUCCGGCGCGCACAAGCUCGCCAGCGAUGCGCCAGCGGGCACUUACAAUGCGCUGGCGGCCAGCACGGCCGACCUGACCGACGAUGUCAUCAUUCAGGUGGAGGACGACAUCCGCGUGGCACGGAUUCUGCACAAGGACGAAACCCGUCUCUUUUCCACCGCCAAGGGCGCGGAGUCGCUGUCCCGCGUAAUCUUCGCGUACCUGCAACGGGAAGGCUUCAGCUACGGGGGAUACUGGAAGGGGCUUGCCAGCGUGGCCGCACAGCUGCUGACCGUGUUUGGCCGGGAGCGGGAGGAGCACGCCUUCUGGACGCUGGUGGCGCUGCUGGAGCGGCGCUUCUUUCCCCACGCCGGCGGCCACGUGCCCGCCGGCGCGCGCGUGGAGGUGCACGUGCUGCAGCAGCUGCUGGAGCAGCGGCAGCCGGCGCUGGCCGCGCUGCUGGCCAAGCUGUGCCCGGAGCCGAUGGAGCUGCUGGCCGGCUCCUGGUUCAGCACCGCCUUCGCGCGCACGCUACCGCACCAGGUGGUGCUCCGCAUCUGGGACUGCGUGGUGGUGGAAGGGCCUAAGGUGGCGCUGCGCGUGGCUCUCGCGAUAAUCAAGAUGUGCACCAGCAGCAUCCAGAGCUGCACCAGCAUGGACGUGCUGUGCCGGGUGGUGGAGGGCCGGCUCAGCCGCUGCACUGACGCGGACGCGCUGCUGGCCAUCGCCUUCAAGGGCCUGGGCAGCCUCAGCGGCUCCUCCAUCGACGCCAUCCGCGCCCGCGUCAUCGCCGCGGCCCAGCAGCACGCAGCAGCUGGAGGCGCGGCGUCGCGCUCCCGGGCCCAGCUGCUGCUUCCGCCUUCCGCGCCCAUGUUUGUGCUAGGGGGCAGCAGCGGUGGCGUGCUGACGCGCAGCAGCGGCAGCUCGGACGGAAUCGGCGGCGGCAGCGCCUCGAACGCGAGCAGCAGCAGCCGUGCGUCGCCUUGGCCCUCGCCCAAGGGCCACGCGGUCCUCAGCUCGGCGUCGGAGCGUGGGAUGUAACCUCCAGCGUAGGCGCCGUGUGGCUUGCGGUGGCAGUCUGUGGGGCCAGCUCAGUGCGGUGGACUCUUUGGGUGCGUGUUUGUGUUCGUGCGCGUUUGUGUUCGUGCGCGUGUAGGAUGUAAGGUGAACAGUUAUGCUGGGCGCGACCAUGCGAAGGGUGAUGCGGUCAGGGCUGCUGCAAGCUGCGCCGCGGCCUGCGUUGCGCAGAGCCAUACAUGUAACGCACAGCUGUUGUGUUUGCCAAUCGGGCCAGAGUAUGGCAGCGCGGCUUGACGAGGUUGCAUAGAGCCGAGGGCAGGGGUAUGGUGAGGGGGAGGGUGGCACUGGGGGGGAUGGCGUGAAGGGAUGGACGUCGGCUAACCCUGCUCUAACGAGUUUUAGGAUCUCUCUUCUUCCUGGCAAUAAAGAAGUGUGUACAUUAUCUGACGCUGGCGCGGCAGAGGGGAUGCGGUUCAGAGCGAGCGCAACAUCCGCGGUCAGUCGAACG